Molecule: messenger RNA, 975 nt
Organism: Notolabrus celidotus (New Zealand spotty)
Lineage: Eukaryota; Metazoa; Chordata; Actinopteri; Labriformes; Labridae
Product: olfactory receptor 6N2-like
Exons: 3
Coding region: 1-975 (324 amino acids)
Biological process (GO): G protein-coupled receptor signaling pathway
Cellular component (GO): membrane
Molecular function (GO): olfactory receptor activity; G protein-coupled receptor activity
Source: RefSeq, a predicted model, not a curated record
AUGUUCCUGUCUUUUAGCGAAAAAAUGACUAAUGCAUCCAAUAUUGAUCUGUUUACACUUUCCGGCUUCAGUGCCACCACUAACUACAGAGGCACACUUUUUUCCCUCACUUUACUGUGUUAUUGUGCGAUUCUGGUGGUAAAUGUGUCUCUUUCUUUAACCAUCAUUUUGGAUCAAGGCUUACAUGAGCCCAUGUACAUUUUAGUGUGUAACCUGUGCAUCAAUGGACUAUAUGGUACUGUUGCCUUUUAUCCUAAAUUUUGUUUUGAUCUUCUGUCUGAUAAACAUGUGAUAUCAUAUGUUGGAUGUUUUUUGCAAGUCUUUGUAAUAUACACCUAUGCAACGAUAGAUUUUUCUAUUUUAGCUCUAAUGGCCUAUGACAGGUAUGUGGCUAUAUGUCGACCACUGGAGUAUCACUUGAUAAUGUCUGCACGAAGAACUACUUUGCUUGUGAGUGUGGCCUGGAUUAUUCCGAUUCUCUGUGAGGUCUUGAUUCUUAGCUUAACUUCCAGGCUGAAAUUAUGUGGCUCUCGCAUUCAGAAGCUCUAUUGUGAGAACUGGUCAAUUGUUAAACUUGCUUGCACUUCAACAAUAGCAAACAACAUAGCGGGGUUAAUUGUUGUUAGCUUUUAUUGUGGUCAUGUUUUGUUCAUUGUGUGUACAUAUGCGCAGGUGGUAAAAUCGGCUAUAAAGUCAAAAGAGAGCAGGAAAAAGUUUACACAAACAUGUGUGCCACAUUUAUUGUGUUUGUUCAAUGUCACAGCUGCUUUACUUUUUGACAUAAUGUACUCUAGGUAUGGAUCAGCAUCUGUGUCUCAAAGUCUGAAGAACUUCAUGGCUAUACAAUUUCUAAUGAUGCCCCCGGUUCUCAACCCCCUUAUUUAUGGACUGAUCCUUACAAAAAUCAGAUACAGAAUGGCAACUUUGUGUACGACGGCAGGAGAAAGCUCAGGUCAGUUCACUGGUUACCACUGA